AUGUCGGCGGACGCUGGGACGGACGGCCCUGUCUCCCCCGCGGACGGGUGGUGGUCGGAGAGUGCAGGGAACACGACGGGUCUCUCCCCCAGCAACAGGCUGUCUGAGGAAGGCUACUACAUCACAGCCUUCUGUCUCCUCUUCAUCGCUACCUUCGGUAUCUUCAACAACCUGGUUGUUAUCAUCGUUAUGGUCAGGAACAAGAAGCUGCGGACGCCGCUGAACGCGCUGCUGCUGAGUCUGGCCAUGUCUGACCUGGGCAUCAGCCUGGUGGGCAGCCCCGUCUCCCUCAUGGCUGCCCUUCAUCGUGGCUGGUACUUUGGCCCCGGCGUCUGCGUCGGCUACGCCUUCCUUAUGUCAUUUUUCGGUAUAGCCUCCAUCACAAGCCUCACAGUUCUGUCCUUCGAGAGAUAUCUGAUGAUAUCCCGGCCGUGGAGGAACUCGGAGCUCACGCACCGCAGAGCUCUCCUCAUCAUCUGCUGCAGUUGGGCCUACGCCUUCAUCACCACUACUCCGCCUCUCUUUGGAUGGGGCGGAUUUGGCAUCGAAGGACCAGGUAUAAGUUGCUCGAUUGACUGGGUGACUCGGAGUUGGCAGAACACAUCGUACAUCGUCUUCCUCUUCGUCCUCGGCCUUGGCGUCCCAGUUGUCGUAAUGGCCUUCUCCUACACCAAUAUCCUCCUUACUUUAAAACAGCACGGCCACUUGGGCCUGCAGUCCGGAGUGGCGCGGGCGGAGAAGCGAGUGGCCAUGAUGGUGCUGGUGAUGGUGGUGACCUUCUUGGCGGCCUGGACGCCUUACUCCGUCAUAACCCUCAUCAUGGCCUUCGGCAACCCCCUCCUCGUAACCCCCGGGGCGGCGGUGGCCCCUGCCAUCUGCGCCAAGUCCUCCUGCCUCUACAACCCCAUUAUUUACGUGGGGUUAAAUACACAGUUCCGGAGCGCUUGGUCGCGUCUGCUGUGCUGUAGGGAGGAGGGGCCCAGCCUGGCCUGCACCACAGAGAAGGUCUCCCUCACCGUCUUCAUCGAUCACGGCCCCCAGCCGGAGUCCCUCAAGUUGCGGGUGACCAAGAGAGACGGAGACGGGUGCCAGAGCUCAGCACCGGAGCCAACAGAGGUCACAUCGCUCAGGGAGUCCCGGGUCGUCCCGGUCAAGGUCCUCUACGAUGUGCAGGUCUCUACAGCAGGCGGUGGUCAGGUCAAGAGUGAGAUUGUGUAGUGAACAAAUCCACAAGGGCAGUGCCGAGGGCUCGAACAUACGUCCGAGAGGUUGGAGAUUGUGUAGUGUUUACCUUUCAGUGACUUUAAGAGAAUCGAGGUGCUCUUUAUGCCCCGGCUAAAGUUAUGGAUGGAGGUGGCUUCCACAACUGCUGCUUUUAGUGGCUUCCACUUCUUGACCUCCCAUACAGGGUACCACUAUUUCCUUACAUUUCUUUACCAUAUCUGCGAUUCCAGCAUCGACUUAUGUCCUCUUUAAAUCAAAUCAAAUCAAAUCAAAUGUUUAUUUAGGUAAGGUACAUACAUACAAGAGAUUUUACAAAGAGUGAUGGAUUU
Messenger RNA from Procambarus clarkii (red swamp crayfish), 1553 nucleotides. Lineage: Eukaryota; Metazoa; Arthropoda; Malacostraca; Decapoda; Cambaridae. The record is from RefSeq and is a predicted model, not a curated record.